Gadus morhua (Atlantic cod) is the source of this 3027-nucleotide messenger RNA. RefSeq names its product carnitine O-acetyltransferase b (gene cratb). Gene Ontology annotation, molecular function: carnitine O-acetyltransferase activity. Lineage: Eukaryota; Metazoa; Chordata; Actinopteri; Gadiformes; Gadidae. The transcript has 15 exons. Gene Ontology annotation, cellular component: peroxisome. The record is from RefSeq and is a predicted model, not a curated record. The coding region runs from base 339 to 2201 and encodes 620 amino acids. Gene Ontology annotation, biological process: carnitine metabolic process, CoA-linked.
AAGUGUAUGCACUGCAGCUUCAGUGGCUGUUUACCACGGAAACAACAAGUUCACCUCGACACGUGUGCGGGCGUGUUUAGCCCUGGUCUGCGGGUUUAUCCACAGAUACCAAAGCUGCAAAACUUUGAAGAUAAUAUGGUAGUUGGCUUUGCCGUAACCAUCGAAUCGACGCCACUUUCACCUCUAUAUAGAAUGAGAUCGGGUUGUUUUUCUGGAACCAGCAGUUGGCUGUCUUGAUACCUGCAGACACGCCUCACCGUUACCGUAUUGACGGCAGCAGACGCUUUUUUUCUCACUUCAAAUGCAACUCUAAUCCCUCGGACUAACAGAGAACCAGAAUGAUUCUGAGGAAAGUGGAGCCGUGGCUGUGCAGCGUUGUGAGGUCUAGGGUGGCGGCGGGGCGGGCGAUGUCCUCGGCCGUGCCCCCCCAGCCAGUGCCGCCGUUGGACCAGACGCUCCGUGAGUACCUGCGGGCGCUGGAGCCGCUGCUGCCGCCCGACGAGUUCCAGCACACCCAGAACAAGGUGCUGAAGUUCGGCCAGAGCGGAGGCCUGGGCCCGCGGCUCCAAGACGGGCUGCUGCGGCGCGCCAGAACCAGUAACAACUGGCUCUCCGACUGGUGGGUCCAGCAUGCCUACCUGGAGAGCAGGCAGCCCCUCCCGGUCCACUCCAACCCGGCCAUCUCCCUCCCCCAGCGGGACCACUGCGACUGGAGGGGCCAGCUGCUGUUUGCCUCCAAACUGAUCGCAGCAGUGUUGGAUUUCAGAGCCAAAGUCAACACCGGCCAACUUCCUGUUGAGUACAUGAGGGGGGAGCCUCUGUGCACGCAGCUCUUCCCACUCCUCUUCUCCAGCUGUCGGAUCCCCGGGCCCAAGCAUGACUACAUCUCCCAUCAUGCACUGUCCCGCCGCUCCCCCACACACAUCACUGUGGUCAGGAACUACCAGUUCUUCCAGCUGGAGGUGUACAACAGCGACGGCUCCCGUAUGACGGAGAGCCAGAUCCACGGGCAGCUGCUCCGGAUCCGCGCCGCGUCCUGGAAGACGGACAAGGAGCCCAUGGGCCUGCUGACCAGCGAGCACCGCCGCACCUGGGGCCAGGCCUACAAGAGGCUGCUCAGAGAUAAGGUGAACAAGGACUCUGUGCGGGCCAUAGAGCAGGGGCUGUUCACGCUGUGUCUGGACUCCCCCGUCAUGAGGAUCUCAGACGAGAAGUACGCCAGCCGCAUGGCAGCCCAGGUUCUGCACGGGGGCGGGACCUUCUCAAACAGUGGCAACCGUUGGUUCGACAAGACGCUGCAGUUCAUCGUAGGGGAGGACGGCUCCUGGGGUCUGCUGUACGAACAGGCCACCGCUGAGGGCCCGCCCAUCGCCACCCUAUUGGACCACGUCCUCGACUACUGCCAGAAGCCGGACCCCAAGCGGUCGCCCCUGGUGCCCCUCCCCAUGCCCCGGAAGCUGUACUUCCUGAUCGACAAGGACAUCAAGAGGGACAUCGAGCACGCCAAGCAGAACCUCGACAUCCUGAUCAACGACCUGGAUGUGAACGUGUUCAACUUCCGGCGGUUUGGGAAGGAUCUCCCGAAGCAGCACGGCCUCAGUCCCAACGCCUUCAUCCAGGUGGCGCUGCAGCUCUCCUACUACAGGGUCCACGGGGAGGUGUGUCCGGCCUGUGACAUGGUGUCUCUCCGGAUGUUCCGUGGCGGGCGGACGGAGUUCAUCCGCUCGCCCACCAGGCAGACCCUGGACUUCAUCCAGGCCUUCGACGACCCCGCCCUAUCGAGGGAGGCCAAACUACAGCUGUUCCGGGAGGCUGUGGAUGUUUAUUCAGCGCUGACGGAUCGGGCGCUGCGGGGCCAGGGUCUAGACCGCCACCUGCUGGGUUUGAAGCUGCAGGCCAUCGAGGAGGGCCUCAGCAUCCCCAAGGUGUUCAUGGACACCGCCUACGGCCUGGCCACUCACUGGAGGCUCCGCACCGGGCAGGUGCCCUCCAACACGGACAGCGUGAUGUGCUUCGGGCCGCUGGUCCCCGACGGCUACGCGGUCUGCUACAACCCCCAGGCCGACCACGUGCACUUCUCCGUCACCGCCUUCAACUGCUGCGAGGAGACGGACGCAGAGACGCUGGCCCGCAGCCUCAAGCACACGCUGGGCCAGCUGCAGGAGCUGCUGCAGCCGCCCAGUGCCACCGCCGCCGCCUAGCGGGGGACGAGGGAGACUUCGGGAAAAUUAGAUCGGGAUUUUUGAUCAGUUCGUGUUUUUUUUGUCUUUUGGAGAACGUCUUUGCAUAUCGGAGGCCUUCGCGAGGCUAGUUUAGCUUGAGAUGAUUCCUAAUGCUACUCUGGCUAUUGGUACGCUAGCUAGUGCUAUGCUACCUAAUGCUACGGUCGCUAAUGAUAUGUCAGCUAAUGCUAAGGUUGCUAAUGCUGUGGUAGCUAAUGCGACGUACGUUAAUGAUAUGUUAGCUAAUGCUACGGUCGCUAAGGAUACAGUCGCUAAGGAUGUUUUAGCUGGUGCUAUGUUAGCUGAUACUAUGAUAGCAAGCGAAUACUACAUGAGCUAGGGAUACAUGCUAGUCGAUGCUAUGUUAGGUAAUUUUAGCUGAUGCUUGCUAAUGGUACAAUGCUAGUGGGGGCUUCACUAGCUUAUGCUAAGCUUAUCAAUUUUUUAUGAUGAAAGAUCAUUUUUGUAAGUACUGUUCGUAAUGUACUCCUAUUGAGCAAUGCUGCAAAAAAAGUAUUUUCCUUUCACUAGUUGUAUUCCUUUACUCUAUCACAAAAUAAAUUGUGAUAGAGAAUACUGUAGUAUUUUGUAAACGUAUCUCUGUUUGAGAUAGCUUCUUAGACUGUUAUGUUUCUAAGCCAAUGUUUAACUGAAGCCAAGACAGUUUAAUGAGGUUUAAGAAUAAAAACAAUGUGUUGGCUGAAAGUAUCAUUGGUUGCACUGCUUUUUAAAGUUACUUUGAUUAUCAACGGAAUGAGAACAUUUGUCCAAAAGGACAACCCAUUAAAGUUUGUUUGUUGUUUGA